Messenger RNA from Melanotaenia boesemani (Boeseman's rainbowfish), 650 nucleotides. RefSeq lists its product as uncharacterized. The transcript has 4 exons. NCBI's taxonomy places the organism in Eukaryota, Metazoa, Chordata, Actinopteri, Atheriniformes, Melanotaeniidae. The record is from RefSeq and is a predicted model, not a curated record. Bases 1 to 627 code for a protein of 208 amino acids.
AUGGACUACAUACCUACCUCAGUUACUCACCAGCCCAACAGCAUGAAGGCCUACACGACGCCAAGGGAUACGCACAACCCGGAAGAGAACCAGAGAAAUGCCAACGUUGGGUACGAGCUUGUAAACGAGAAAAAUGUGACAAAGGAUACAUACAUUUGCUCUCUGCAUUUCCUCGGUGGAAAAGGGCCAACAAUUGAUGAUCCAGACCCAAUACCAGCAACAACAACAUCUGGACAGGUGGAGAAAAUAGCCCGCAAAAGGAAAGCUCCUACCCAAAGAAAUGAGGCUGUUUCUGAAGCAAAGAGAAAGAGGAAAAGAUUGACCCACAACAACACUCCAUCGUCAAGCACACCGAGUAGCCACGAGACAGAACAUGAAUCGACUGAUCUUCACAUAAAUGAUGAUACCACAGCUGCAACAGCCCUUCUGGACCUUUCUUCAGUUUCAGAUCUUUCAGCUCAAAUCAUCACGGAUAGCUUUGAUAAGAUGGACCAAUCCUGUCAGACCGAUGCUACAUGUGAUGAACUGAUUAAGUUAAAACUGGAAAACAAGAUUCAAAAAGAUGAACUCUCAAAGUGCAGAGAGCAAGAUGUAAAUGCACAGCAGAAAAACCCCUUUUUCUGUUGAUGAUGUCAGAAAUGAUGACAAGC